Molecule: messenger RNA, 360 nt
Organism: Puccinia graminis f. sp. tritici CRL 75-36-700-3
Lineage: Eukaryota; Fungi; Basidiomycota; Pucciniomycetes; Pucciniales; Pucciniaceae
Exons: 2
Coding region: 1-360 (119 amino acids)
Source: RefSeq, a predicted model, not a curated record
AUGAAUCCCAAUCAAAAAUUGUCACACACACCGGAGUUCGAGAUCCCUCCGGUUCCUGAAGCUGUUUCGGCACCAGGCUCACCUCAUCAAACCGAAACCAGCCACCAUGUGAUUGCUCCAACCAAGGAGACAACUGGCGACAUGGAAGAAAAACCUGUGGUGGCUCCAACCGAGGAGCCUACCAAGGAGGUGAAGCCUAGGAAGGCAGUGAGAAAAGAUUCAGUCAAAAAACAAGUCCGUCGCAGCCGUCAAAUCUUUGAUCAAUCUCACGGGGACGGAAGCAUUUCUGCGUCGGCCGGUUACCUCUUGAAGAACGACGGACAUCAAGAAGGCUCGUUGUCCCAACGUCGAUGUACCUGA